This is a messenger RNA of Colletotrichum spaethianum, 195 nucleotides long. RefSeq lists its product as uncharacterized. Lineage: Eukaryota; Fungi; Ascomycota; Sordariomycetes; Glomerellales; Glomerellaceae. The record is from RefSeq and is a predicted model, not a curated record. The transcript has a single exon. Bases 1 to 195 code for a protein of 64 amino acids.
AUGGUGCGAAGAAAUCGCCGCAGACAGCGAUCCCGAAAAAGUGCCUCCCAUGAUUUGGACUCGGACGGUCUCCUCGAUGGCGCUCCGCGGCAGGCGGUCGAAGGUGGCGAUCCUACCGAAGGGACGGCGCGGCCACCCUUUGACGCGGCUUCCCUCGAGUUCGAGUAUGUCAAGCUCCUGAGUAUGAUCUUAUGA